Messenger RNA from Aphanomyces invadans, 1378 nucleotides. Its product is annotated as ATP-dependent RNA helicase eIF4A. Gene Ontology annotation, molecular function: RNA binding; ATP binding; RNA helicase activity. The coding region runs from base 30 to 1256 and encodes 408 amino acids. The record is from RefSeq and is a predicted model, not a curated record. The transcript is spliced from 2 exons. Lineage: Eukaryota; Oomycota; Saprolegniomycetes; Saprolegniales; Verrucalvaceae.
GUGGUGUGGCUUUAUUACGAAAAAACAAUAUGUCUGACGCGCCACGAAGCCCCCGCCGGGAACAACAAGAGGAUUCUGCCCCUCCUGCCAUCCACGAUGGUGAUAUCGACACCAACUGGGAAGAAGUGAUUGAGUCGUUCGAUGGCAUGGACUUGCGCGAAGACUUGCUCCGCGGCAUUUACGCAUACGGUUUUGAAAAGCCGUCGGCGAUCCAGCAACGCGCCGUGAAGCCCAUCUUGUUGGGCCAUGAUUGCAUUGCCCAAGCCCAAUCUGGUACCGGGAAGACUGCCACGUUUGCCAUCUCGAUCUUGCAAAAGAUUGACCCUGCUCUCCGUGCCACCCAAGCAUUGAUCCUUGCCCCUACUCGUGAAUUGGCGCUCCAAAUCGUCAAAGUCGUGAUGGCGUUGGGCGACUACACUGGCACUCUCGUCCACGCGUGCGUCGGUGGUACCGCUGUCCGCGACGACAUUCGCACGUUGCAAACUGGUGUGCACAUUGUGGUCGGUACCCCCGGCCGUGUCGGCGACAUGAUCAACCGCCGCGCGUUUAAAACGGACGAUGUCAAGUUGUUUGUGCUGGAUGAAGCCGAUGAAAUGUUGUCGCGUGGGUUCAAGGACCAAAUCUACGACGUGUUUCGCUUCUUGCCCGAAAAGGUGCAAGUGGCCCUGUUUAGCGCGACAAUGCCGUUGGACGUGCUCGAAGUGACGCAGCGCUUCAUGCGCGACCCCAUCCGCAUCCUCGUCAAGCGCGAUGAACUCACCCUCGAAGGUAUCAAGCAAUUUUACAUUGCCAUCGACCGCGAAGAGUGGAAGUUUGAUACGUUGUGCGACCUCUACGAAACCCUCACGAUCACACAAGCCAUCAUUUACUGCAACACUCGACGAAAAGUCGACUGGUUGACGGAGCGCAUGCAGUCGAAGGAUUUUACCGUGUCGGCCAUGCACGGCGAUAUGGAGCAGCGCGAACGUGACAUCAUCAUGCGCGAGUUUCGAUCGGGGUCUUCGCGCGUGCUCAUUACGACCGACUUGUUGGCCCGCGGUAUUGACGUGCAACAAGUGUCGCUCGUGAUCAACUACGACUUGCCCACGAACCGCGAAAACUACAUCCAUCGCAUCGGUCGUUCGGGUCGUUUUGGUCGUAAGGGUGUCGCGAUCAACUUUUUGACGGCCGCCGACUCCCGUUACCUCCGCGACAUUGAACAGUUUUACAACACCCAAAUCGACGAGAUGCCCAUGGACGUUGCCGAUCUCAUUUAGACUAGUCACCAGUGGAUGUGGGCCUGGAGUUGCUCGAUGAUGCUUCCGCUCUUGCUUUUGUAAUGUAUCCUUAACAUGGAAGCACUGCAUUUGACGCUCGAACCUCAUGGGACGUUCACGUG